Hemiscyllium ocellatum (epaulette shark) is the source of this 5240-nucleotide messenger RNA. RefSeq names its product zinc finger protein 239-like. The transcript is spliced from 2 exons. The coding region runs from base 197 to 718 and encodes 173 amino acids. Lineage: Eukaryota; Metazoa; Chordata; Chondrichthyes; Orectolobiformes; Hemiscylliidae. Gene Ontology annotation, biological process: regulation of transcription by RNA polymerase II. Gene Ontology annotation, molecular function: RNA polymerase II cis-regulatory region sequence-specific DNA binding; DNA-binding transcription factor activity, RNA polymerase II-specific. The record is from RefSeq and is a predicted model, not a curated record. Gene Ontology annotation, cellular component: nucleus.
CUCAAUGUCAGUCACAGCGACAAGCUGAGGUGCGGACAUUUCAGGCGGCGGUGGCAGAAGAUUGAGACAGAGUAGGAAUGGAAACCACGACACUGGGGCCUGGUAACUUCAUCAAUUCCUAAGGGAAGUAGAAGGGGAGGAUUCACAUUUUGGAAACUUCAGGAUCUGAGAGCAUUAUCCAAUAUAUCAUAACCACAUGGAGGGGAAAUGUGCUGUCCACAGUGAAGAGAAACCAUACACAUGUCCUGUGUGCGGACGGGGUUUCAGCCAAGCCUCUGGGCUGUCGAAGCACAAAUGGAGCCACAAAAGGGAGAAACCGUGGAAGUGCGGGGACUGUGGCAAGGGGUUCCGAUUCCCAUCUGAGCUGGAAACACACCGGCGCAGUUACACUGGGGAGACCCCAUUCGUCUGCUCCGUGUGCGGAAAGGGAUUCACUCAGUCAUCCCACCUCCGGAGACACCAGCGAGUUCACACCGGGGAGAGGCCAUUCAUCUGCCCUGACUGUGGAAAUGGAUUCACUAAUUCCUCCAACCUGCUGGUACACCGGCGAGUCCACACCGGGGAGAGGCCGUUCACCUGCUCUGAGUGUGGGAAGGGGUUCACUCUGUCAUCCAGCCUGUCGACACACCAGCGGAUCCACACUAGGCAGAAACUGGAGAGUGAUCGUUCACAUGCUUCAAGUGUGGGAAGAGAUUCAGUCAAUCAUCCCAACUGCUGAAACACCACCAAGUUCAUUACUGACUGCAGUGAUGGGAUAUUGCUGUCAGUCACUUCCAUGCUCAUUGGGAUCUGUUUCUACUUAUUUUAAUAAACUCCAGGCUAGGGCAAUGUUCUGGGGGGGCUAGGGGUAGGGGUAGUGUCCCCAGGUUAAUGUUCUGGGGACAUAGAUUUGAAUCUCUUCAUAGCAAAUGGUGAAAUUUGAAUUCAUUAAAUAUUUGAUUAAAAGCUAGCCUAGCAAAUAGCAUGUAACCAUCAAUCAUUGUAAAAACCCAUUUAAUUAGUGACGAAAAUCUGCCCUAUUUAUUUGGCCUGAUAUACAUGAUUAGAUUAGAUUAAGUUCUCUACAGUGUGGAAACAGGCCCUUCUGCCCAACCAGUCCACAUAGACCCUCGAAGAGUAACCCACUCAGACCCAUUUCCCUCUGACUAAUGCACCUAACGCUAUGGGCAAUUUAGCGUGCCAAUUCACCUGACCUGCACAUCUUUGGAGUGUGGGAGGAAACCGGAGCACCCAGAGGAAACCCACACAGAUGAGUGGGGGGGAGGAUGGAGCGCGGAUGUGCAAACUCCACACAGACAUUCGCCCGAGGCUGGAAUCAAACCUGGGACGCUGGUGCUGUGAGGCAGCAGUGCUAACCACUGAGCCACCAUACCGCCCCAACACGCACAGGAAUAUAAUUCAUUCUGAGUCUUAAUUGCUUACUGCAAAGACUCAACAAACCACUCAGUUGUAUCAAACUGCGAUGAAGGAUAAAAAAAGAAAUCGCACUGGAUCAAUCCACCCUGUCUUGAUCUCGGCACUGGAAAAGACUAGGGCAAAACCAGCCCUGCGAAGUUCAUUAGAUAUAGGAGCAGAAUUAGGCCACUCAGCCCAUCGAGUCUGUUCUGCCAUUCAAUCAAAGCUGGUCUGGUCCUCACACCCAUUUUCUUGUCUUCUCUGCAUAACCCUUCAACCUAUUAAAAGUUGGCCUAACUCCCCCUUAACUUUACUCACUGUCGCAGCAUCCACCACACUUUGGGGUAGCGAAUUCCACGAAUUCACAACCCUGUGGGAGAAGUAGAUACUCCUCAGCUCGGUUUUAAAUUUGCUACCCCAUUGAAUAUGACAUCUCGUGGAAUGCCCCACAAGAGGAAGCAUCUGCUCCAUGUCUGUUUUAUCCAUUCCUUUUAUCCUUGAAUACCUCAAUUUGAUCUCCCCUCAUUCUUCAAAUCCAGAGAGUAUAUGCCUAAACUGUUCAAUCUCUCUUCAUACGACAAGCCCCUCAUCUCUCGGAUCAAUCUAUUGAAUCUCCUCUGAACUGCCUCCAAUACCACUACAUCAUUCCUCAAAUAUGGGGACCAAAACUCUGCACAAUACUUCAGGUGUGGUCUCACCAAUACUUGUAUUAUUGCAACAAUCCUUACCUUUUCUAUUCUAUUCUUUUAACUAUAAAAGUCAACAUUCCAUUCACUUUAUUAUCUGCUGUACCUGCAUGCUCAUUUUCUGUGACUCUUGAACGAGGACAUCUAGAUCCCUCUGCACCAGAGAACCCUGAAGACUCUCCCCAUUAAGGUAAUAGGUCGCCUUUUUCAAUCAAAAUUCAUGACCUUGCAUUUAUCCACAUUAAACGCCAUCUGCCACAUUUUGGCCCAUCCUCCUAACCUAUCUGUAUCCAUUUGUAAGGUUCCUGGUUCCUCAAUGCAAUUUAUUGUCCUGCUUAUUUUUGUGUCGUUGGCAAAUUUGGCCUAAGAGCCUUCCAUCCCUGUAUCCAAGUCAUUAAUGUAGAUUGUAAAUAGCUGGGGUCCAAGGACUGAACCCUGUGGCACCCCACUAGUUACAUCUUGCCAUUCAGAAGAAACCCAUUUAUCCUGACUCUUUGUCUUCUGUCCAGCAGCCAGUCAUCUAUCCAGGUUAAUAAUUUUACCCCUAAUCCCAUAUGAUCCAACCUUGUAAAUUAAUCUUUUGUGUGGCAUCUUAUCAAAUGCUUUCAGAAGACCAGAUAUAUUGCAUCCACAGGAUCCCCAUUAUCCACUUUGUUUGUUACAUCUUCAAAGAACUCUAGCAAAUUAGUCAAACAUAAUUUGCUCUUCACAAAACUGGGCUGACUCUGAUGUACAGCGUUUUGACUUUUCAAAUGUCCUGGCAUUGCUUCUUUGAUAACUGAUUCUAAUUCUUUCCCAAUAACAGAUGUUAAGCUAACUGAUCUUUAAUUUCCCACAUUUUCUCUCCCUUUCUGAAUAAGGGCAUGACAUUACCAACAUCCAGGGGCUUGUGGUAAAAUUGGGAGAGUUGUCCCACAGAUUAGCUGAGCAACAGUUUGAUGUAGUCAUUUUCACAGAUUUGUACCUUAUGGCCAACAGCCUGACACCACCAUUGCUAUCCGUGCUCAUGGGACAGAGCUGAUGCAUGUCAGUAUACACCCUGGAAGGAGUUGCAGUGUGAAUCUUCAAAAUUGAUUCUGGGCUCUGUGAAGUUUCAGUGGGUCAAACAUGGACAAGGAAGCCUCCUCUGAUUACCAUGUACUGUUCACUCGUCUGCUGAUAAACGCCUUCAUGUUGAGCAUCAGUUGAAAGAAGCAUUGAGAUUGUCAUGGUCGCAGAAUGUACUCUGGGUGAGCUUCUGCAUUGUCCAUUACCAAGAAUAGCUAAAGAGCACUAUUAUUAACUGGGUGUGUGGCUGGUGGCAGAGGCUUAUGAUAAAGAGAAGAAUCUACUUCAGCUCAUCUUCACCAUCUACAUACUGAAGAUGAGUCCAUGACAUUAUUAGCAAGAAUGACCAUAGCACAGUCCUUAUGGAGACAAGAUCCCACCUUCACAUUGAGUAUACCUCCUUCACAUACUACGUGAUGACUGGGACAGCCUUUCAACAGAUCUAGCAACUCAAAACUGGACAUCCAGGAGGUGCUGAGGGUCGGCAGCAAAUUUGUAUUUGACUGCAGUCUCUAACCUCACAGCCCAGCGUAUUGCUCCACAUUACCAGUACCACCAGGCUGAGAGAUCAUCCACAGUUCAAUAAGGAUUGCAGGAGGGUAUGCCAGGAACAGCACCAGACAUAUCUUAAAAUGGAGAGUCAAUUUGGGGAAGCUACAGUAUACAAAUACUGGAAUACCAAACAGCGAAAGAAGCAUUCAAUAGACAGGACUAACUGAUCAUACGUAAGCUUUCUAGACCUGCUAUAUCCAGUCGUGAAUGAUGGUGGACAAUUAAACAGGAAGUGAAGGCUCCACAAAUGUUGUCGUCCUCAAAUGUGGGGGAGCUCAGCAUAUUGAUGCAAUAGACAAGGCAUUUACAACAAUCUUCAACCAGAUGUUGACUAACGGAUGAUCCAUCUCAGCCUCUGCCUCUAAGCUUCCCAACGUUGGUCUUCAGCCAAUUCAACUCGUUCCCAGUGAUAUCUAGAAAUGGGGGCUGACCAAAUUGGAGUCAGUGGGCAUUAGGGAAACCUCUGCACUGGUUACAGUCAGACCUAACACAAAGCAAGACAAUUGUGGUUGUUGGAGGUCAGUCACUUCAAUUUCAGGACAUCUCUGUAGGUGUUCCUUCGGGUACUGCUCUAGGCCCAACCAUCUUCAGCUGCCUCAGCAAAGACUUUCCUUCUGUCAUAAGGUCAGAAAUGGAGAUGUUCGCCAAUGAUUGCACAAUUUUCACUGCUGUUCUCAACUCUUCAGACACUGGAGUACUGUGUGCCUAUAGGCAGCAAGAUCUGGACAAAAUCCAGAAUUGGGCUGAUAAGUGGCAAAUGACAUUUGUGCUACACAAGUGCCAGGCCAUGACCACCUUCAACUUAAGAGCAUCUAACUAUCACCCCUUGACAUUCAGUUGCAUUACGAAUACUGAAUUUCCCCCAUUAUCAAUGGCCUGGGUGUUACCCAAAAGAACUAGAUGAGUUUUUUACAUAGGUUGUCACAAGAGCAAGUCAGAGGCUAGGAAUUCUGCAGCAGGUAGCUUGCCUCCUGUUUCCCCAAAGCCUUAAUGCCAUCCAAAAGGCACAAGCAAGGAAUGUGAUGGAAUAGCCUUCACUUGUCUUGAUGGGUGCAGCUCCAGUGACACUCAAGAAGCUUGAUACCAUCCAGAACAAAGCAGCUACUUCAGCAGCACCUCAUCCACCACCUCCAAAAUACAGUCCCUUCAGUAACAAUGGGCCGUGGCAGCAGUGUGCAUCAUCGACGGGAUGAACUGCAGUAAUUCACCACUUUAACAAGACCUUACAAAUAUGAAACCUGUGCUACCUAGCAGGACAAGGGCAGCAGAUACAUGGGAACACCAUUGGCUGAGAUUUCCCCUAAAUGUCUGUCACCAUCCUGAUUUGGAACCAUAUCCCCCUUCCAUCGCUGUUAUGGGUCAAAAUCCUGGAACCCUCUGCCUAACAGGAAACUGGAUGCCCCUACACCCCAGGAACAGCAAUGUUUCAAGAAGACAAGCUCACCAACACUGACUCCAGGGCAAUUACGGAUGGGUAAUUCAUGUUAGCCUCACCACUGAUGUUCACGUGAUAUGAAUGACCUAAAAUGUAUUAAAAAUAAAUCAACCUUGUUGAACAUA